GGAGAGUCCUUUGCCAUCCAGUUUGAAGCCACGCGCUGCAAUGAAGGUCGAAUUUGCUCCCCGCUCCAUCCCUUUAGAAAGGCGGCUCCAGACGGCUUCCGUCCUCCAGUGGGUCUUCAGUUUCCUGGGUCUAGCGCAAUGUUGCAUCGCGAUCUUCGUCGGCCUCCUCUUCACCCGCUUCUGGCUGAUCAGUGCUCUGUACGCAGCCUGGUGGGUCUGCGAUUGGAACACGCCAACCAAAGGCGGGAGGAGAAUCCACUUUCUGCGGAACGGGGCAGCCUGGAGAUACAUGAAGGACUAUUUCCCUGUCACGCUGGUGAAGACGGUGGAGCUGGACCCUACAAAGAACUACAUCUUCGGUUUCCAUCCCCACGGAGUUCUGGUGGCUGGGGCCUUCCUCAAUUUCUGUACGGAGGCAACUGGGUUUUCCAAGAUCUUCCCAGGACUGACCCCUCAUUUGAUGAUGCUGAGCCUCUGGUUCAGAAUCCCCUUUUUCCGUGACUAUCUGAUGAGUGGAGGUUUAGUCCCAUCUGACAAGGAAACGGCUGCCAACGUCCUACGGAGGUCAGGAGGAGGAAAUGUCCUCACCAUCGCUGUGGGAGGAGCCCGAGAAGCUCUGGACGCCCGGCCAGGGGCUUUUACUCUGUUGUUGGCAAACCGGAAGGGGUUUGUUCGGCUAGCUAUACAUCAUGGCACUCCUCUUGUCCCCGUGUUUUCCUUCGGUGAGAAUGAGCUGUUUGAUCAAGUCGAAAACCCCAAGGGCAGCUGGCUGCGGUGGAUCCAAGAGCGUUUGCAAAAGAUCAUGGGGAUCUCUCUCCCGCUCUUCCACGCCCGCGGAAUCUUUCAGUACAGUUUUGGGCUCAUUCCGUAUCGGCGACCGAUCCACACUGUGGUUGGAAAACCUAUCCAAGUUGAAAAGCGCCCCAACCCCAGCCAAGAGGAGGUGGACAAGUUGCACGAGCUCUACAUGGAGGAACUCUGCAAGCUCUUUGAAGAGCACAAGUUGAAGUAUGGAGUCCCAGAGGAUAAGCACCUUUCUUUCAUUUGAAACAAGGAAGCCGUCCUUUCCAUUCCCUUGCCCACGUUUA
This is a messenger RNA of Podarcis raffonei (Aeolian wall lizard), 1088 nucleotides long. RefSeq names its product monoacylglycerol O-acyltransferase 2 (gene MOGAT2). Bases 41 to 1048 code for a protein of 335 amino acids. The transcript is spliced from 6 exons. Gene Ontology annotation, biological process: diacylglycerol biosynthetic process; triglyceride biosynthetic process. The record is from RefSeq and is a predicted model, not a curated record. Gene Ontology annotation, cellular component: endoplasmic reticulum membrane. Gene Ontology annotation, molecular function: diacylglycerol O-acyltransferase activity; 2-acylglycerol O-acyltransferase activity. NCBI's taxonomy places the organism in Eukaryota, Metazoa, Chordata, Lepidosauria, Squamata, Lacertidae.